CUUGGGCGAUCUGUCGAUUCAUCCCUUCUCAUCACCCACGAUUGGUAAACAUGGAUCCCUCCAAACCAGAAACCUUCAACCAUCGGACCGAUUUGUUGUCCACGGGUCGGACAUAUCACUUCGUGGAUCAAGUCCCUGAGAACUAUAAACACGGCGAAACUCCGGUCCUACUUCUCUUGCAUGGAUUCCCGGAUCUGUGGUAUGCUUGGAGAAACCAAAUUGGUCCUUGGUGCCGUCAUGGAUGGCGUGUGAUUGCCCCUGAUAUGCUCGGUUACGGAGGGACGUCCAAGCCAUACGAAGCUUCUGAGUACACGACCGACAAGAUAUCCAAGGACUUGUCUGCUUUGUUGGAUUUCCUGACCCUCGAGCGCGUGAUUGUGAUCGGUCACGACUGGGGUUCAUAUGCCGCGGGCAAGUUCUGUCAAUGGCAAGGCAAUCGCGUCCAGGCCGUUGCUAUGCUUGCUGCUCCUCUGAUUCCAAGACUACCCGUCUUCCUUUCUCUGGAGGCGAUAGCAGAAAAACUGCCGGACUGGAACUACAUGGUUUUUAUGGCCAGCGACCGCUCUCCGGCCCUGUUCGAUAAGAAUACUGCGCUCGGAAUAGAUAUUUUGUUCCGUUCGAGUAAGACAUGGAUAAAAGGUAUCACUUCCAACAACGGUUUGGAGAAUGUUCUUGAGUCGGGAGAAGCGGGGCGUGGAGAUCUGCUAAAUGACGAAGAACUUGCGUACUACACUCAGAAUCUAGAAGGAGGCUUCAGAGGUCCUACGAACUGGUAUCGCGCAUUCGAGCUUAGCUGGCAGGUAGAGACAGUUGCAAAUGUUAAUCAAGUCAUUCCGACUGCCUUGCCCGCAGUGUUCGUUCAACCUAUGGAGGACCCCACGGCUCCCCAGGGUGCUAUCGACGCGAUGAAGACUAUUGUUCCAGGUUUGGAAAUCAUUCAAUAUGAAGGUGCUGGUCACUGGAUAUUGCUCGAUCGUGCCGAUGAUGUUUCUCGGGACUUGAUGGCGUGGAUAGAUAAAGUCCUGGAGCAGAAAGGCAAGCUAUGA
This is a messenger RNA of Dacryopinax primogenitus, 1046 nucleotides long. RefSeq names its product alpha/beta-hydrolase. The transcript has 8 exons. Bases 51 to 1046 code for a protein of 331 amino acids. The record is from RefSeq and is a predicted model, not a curated record. Gene Ontology annotation, molecular function: hydrolase activity. Lineage: Eukaryota; Fungi; Basidiomycota; Dacrymycetes; Dacrymycetales; Dacrymycetaceae.